Messenger RNA from Eleginops maclovinus (Patagonian blennie), 3657 nucleotides. It is a transcript of the gene tigara, whose product is annotated as TP53 induced glycolysis regulatory phosphatase a. Gene Ontology annotation, cellular component: cytosol. Gene Ontology annotation, biological process: regulation of pentose-phosphate shunt; negative regulation of glycolytic process. Gene Ontology annotation, molecular function: fructose-2,6-bisphosphate 2-phosphatase activity. NCBI's taxonomy places the organism in Eukaryota, Metazoa, Chordata, Actinopteri, Perciformes, Eleginopidae. The record is from RefSeq and is a predicted model, not a curated record.
AAAUGGCCCUGUUGGCUUCCCAUACAUCCUAAGAACGUUGACCGGAGAAGUGUCAAAUUCACGCGAUCUCAGUAGUGCGAGAGGUGUACUGUAGUCGUCUUCAGGACACCUUUGGAACUACCAAAAUCAAUGCGAUAUUCCUCCGUCGUUAAAUUGCAGCAGAGCAUGGAGGCGCUAACGUUUGGACUAACUCUUGUUCGACAUGGGGAGACAAAGUACAAUAAAGAAGGCCUGCUACAAGGUCAGCUCAUAGACGCUCCCCUGUCUGAGAUCGGGCUGAAGCAGGCCGAGGCCGCAGGUUGUUACCUGAAAGAUGUCGUGUUCAGCAAUGUGUUUGUCAGUGACAUGCUGCGGGCCCGCCAGACUGCUGAAACAAUAAUGAAACACAACACCAGUUGUCUCGGUCUACAAGCGGUUUGUGACCCUUUACUUAAAGAGAAAAGCUUUGGGAUAGCGGAGGGGGGGCGGGUGCAGGACCUGAGAGAGAUGGCCAAGGCAGCUGGUCAGGCUUUCCUAGACUUCUCCCCUCCAGAGGGGGAGACUCAGGAGCAGGUGAAGGAGCGGGUCAAAGAGUUUAUGGAGAAAAUGCUCCAGAAAAUUGGUGCCGAACACUGGCAGGACAGAGGGGAGGAUGAAACAAGCUCAUCUAAUCUAGCAGAAAAUUCUGUGGAGGAGAAGGCAGACGACGGGGUGAGGGGCGUCCCGGUCCAUGCUCUGGUCGUCACACAUGGGGCCUACAUGUGCGUGGCCCUGCGCUUCUUUGUGGAUGAGUUUCAUUGUUCCGUGCCUCCAGGUUGUAGCACAGCACAUAUGUUCUCAUUGAGUCCAAACACAGGUCUGUGUCGGUUCAUACUCACUGUGAGAAAAGAGGACAACAGGUUCAAACUGUCAGGGAUCCGCUGUGUGUUUGUCCAUAGAGGGGACCAUGUCCAACAGUAGGAGCUGAGGUGUUUCAGAAAUGAAUAUGAGAAGAAGAGGAGGAAAAGCGAGACACACAAUGUGGAAAUAAGUAUGUUUUGAAGUUAAAUAUAAAAAUAAAAAAAGAUGUAGGUCAAGUAUUUAGGUGCAGUUUAUUUUCAAGAUUAUUUCUUCCUCCAAUUAACAUCAAGUUAUUUCACUAUUUGUUUUUCUAGUUAAUCACAAUAUCCAAUAUUAAUAAGUCAUACCAAUACCAGUGAAAUUCAAUGAUGAAUUUGAAAAACAAAUGUACUGUACUUAAAAACCGUAUUUGUUUCCCACAGUGAAAAUAUAACUGAAUAGAUGAACUCAUCAUAAUGUAAUUCAUGGAACUGGCUUGUUUUAACACAAAUUAGUGGUUUAUUAUGUAGCAUUAUCGCAGAAGAUCUCUGUGUAUGGUAUAAUCUUGGGACACAUUCUAUGAAACUAAGCUUGGAGUGGAGGAGUUUAAUAGUUUAAAUUCGAUGUAGCCAAUACUAAUCAGAUAAAUAACGCCUUAAUCAGCCUCCAUACAAAUCGUUGAGAUCGGAUUGGGACAUCCCUAUUCUUAAAUUCUAAGUAUCUCUAAAAAUCCAAAUAUAGAAUACUUGAAUAAUUAUUCAGAAAUCCAGCAAGAUAUUGAUUACAUUUCAAAUUAACACACGUUGCCUGAUUAGAAGGAAAAAAAGCAUUUAAAUGCUGUGUCAUGCUUCAAGCGCUAUGUCACUGUCGGGCUGUUCAUUACUGUAAACGUGGGCAGCUUUGUGCUCUAAUGAGUCCAUGUUUCUAUAUUUACUCUCCGGAAGUUCACAGAUCCUACGUAGGAGCACGAAGCAGAACUUCUACAAUGUUGACUUUUUGGAAAUGAGUGACUCUGUCAUUGUUGGGAAUUAACACCUUGGUCAACAAGGGCAAGUGUAUGCAAAGUUGCAUACAUGCUACAUUUGUUUUGUGGCAUGUACAUUCACUGUCACCCUACUUGUCAUUGCACUCUGAAAUGAUUUCUUGACUAUUGAACUGGAUUGUAUGAAAAAAUACGUAUUCAAUGGCUCUUGCUUCUGUGAUUACAUAAUUGAAAAAGUUAAGUAUGAGUUAAGUGAAAGUUAAGUAUCUGUGGAAACUUACCAACAUUGAGAUAUUUUCCCAAAAAAACUCCUCAUCAUAUGGUGCUCCUCAUUGGUUCAUCUUCCCAUCAUAUAAAUCUUUGAUUCUUACAUUAUUUGUCCAGGUCUAAUAUUUGCCAGUUACAUAACCAAUGUGCUGUGUGCUUAAUCACCAUGUGAUUGUUGUGGCCUUUCCUUGCGGACUGCAGCAAGAUAUUUGUUUCUGCAAAGAUGAUUUCAAACGUUCUAGUGAAUCUUUGAUAAAGCUUUUAAUGGUAUUUAGCUUCAAUGAAUUUCAAUGAAAAUGUAAAUGUUACAUGAAAUAAAAGGAGUUCUUAUUUUCUUUAAUGUAACAAUGAAUGUAAUUUAUUAUAUAUAAGCAACAACUAAAAAGGACUUCCUUAUAUUCUAUCCGUAUCAGAACAAAAAAAUACAACUGGGAAAAAUAUAAAUAAUAGAACAGUAGACUAAACAUGAAGUAAUUUUAAUAAAUAAAUACCUUUCAUCACUGUGACUAUUGGUGUCCGGCACCUGACAUAAUUGCAUUGUAAUCAUGACUGCGUUGCAGCUGGGAGCGACAGAUUAUCCAUGUCUUCAGUUUGCUCUAUUUUGGUCUAGUUCUAAACUCCUGUUAUGGAGCAUUACUGUAUCAACACAUGUACAUACAAAUAUUCAGAAUUACUUACAGAUUACACGCCUUUUUACAUAUGCAAAACAAGCAUUGCCACAUCUGACCCAAGGUUUAAAAUUUAACUGAGGGAAGAGGUCAGCAGGACGUGGGACCAAACUCUGCAUGGUCAUGUUGAACGUUGACAAACUUUUUCUCCAUCUGCUGUUCAAACAGCACAUCUGUACACGCUGCUGUUAUAUAACAGGAGCACAUUACCAAGCCUUUUAGUACCAUUAAAACAAAUUCUGAAAAUGUAGAUUCAAGGAUCUUUUUUCAGAAGUUGUGAAAUAUUGAAAUCCCUUUUGUUUGUGUCUUACUGACUCUGCAGCGUUAGAGGUAUCUAACCCCCCUGCAGUCAAACACAGGGACUUUACAGAGCAUAAAGACUUGCAGCCCCUCUUGAUUUUUCACACACUGAACACAAGUUCAGUAUCUUAUUCUUUUUCUGCUAGGUCUGCAAUAUUAGUCUUGACAGGACUGACGGGCCCGUUGGGCUGGAGGACCCGCAGGGGGUCGUCACAGGAAUUGAUGGUCUCCUUGGAGACAGCGCCGGACUGGUCCUGUUCCGGCUGCCCGAUAUCCGCAUCCUGGUGAUCCGUGGCCGAGUGUGAGGGCUGAGAUCUUAACGGGUCAGAGGGGUUCACCACCUCGCUCCUCCUGUGUCUCAGGGGACCCAGGAGCCGCUCCACGAAGCCAGAGGAGGGUCCAGGGGGCUCCUGGUGAGCGCCUCUCAGCUCAUCUGCCUGCGGUUUGAACAGCCGGCCCCCACUUGUGGAGUAAAACACGUCAAGAUGGUUCGACAGAUCUAACCAAAUGCGCUGGAAGAGACAAUCUUCUCUGUCCUUUUGCCUCUGUUUGAUAAAGAACAAGCAGACCAAAUGUGUUGAUGUUAAUGUUGCACUCAUUUCCUGACAAAAGAAGUGCAUCUAUUAAAAAUACUAAAAAUAC